Messenger RNA from Cydia splendana, 5285 nucleotides. Its product is annotated as serine/arginine repetitive matrix protein 1-like. The record is from RefSeq and is a predicted model, not a curated record. The transcript is spliced from 19 exons. The coding region runs from base 11 to 3022 and encodes 1003 amino acids. NCBI's taxonomy places the organism in Eukaryota, Metazoa, Arthropoda, Insecta, Lepidoptera, Tortricidae.
UUGUGUCAACAUGUCGGAUAAUGAAGACUUGUUGGCUGACGAUUUAGGGGACCAUAGCCUUGCAGAUUAUAACCUUGGCAAUGAAGAGGAGGAUCAACUCUUAGCUGAUGACUACGAAAGCGGUCCCCAGAACGUUCCAACGUCGAUAGAUCCAAACUACAAUGAUGGAAGUGAUAUUAGCUCUUCAGAAUUCUCAGGACAUGGCAUGCCAUACAGUCAACAACCAUAUCAACCUCCUGCAGAAGAAUGUGUGGUUCCCAACAUAACUGUAGAGGUGCCCAACAUUCCGGACAGACCCAUCCAGGACCGCUCCACUUAUGCCCCUUAUGAGCCUCCUGUCUAUGAACCAGAGCUUGCUGUGGUACCACCUGCAAUUCCUGCCGCACCUAUUGAAUCUCCACAAAUAGUGCCAUCAGAACUGAGUGUUACUGUCCCAAAUGGCGACAACCGCGAACGGUUCCUCUCUGAGCGGCCUCCCGGUGCCCAGCGAACUCCGCAACUUCGUGAUAUUCCUGAUUCUCUAGACAAAGUGUUCGUGCCGCGCGGCGGGUACAGCGGCGGGCGCGGGCGCACGUCGUGGCGCAGCGCGCAGUUCCAGGCGCGCUUCCAGCAGCCCUACAACAACGCCUACCGCCGCCACAACGUGCACCGGGGCAAUUUCCUUCAACAACGUCCCUCAUUCCCUCCGCCCCAAGUGCGACCAACUCCCCCUCAAAUCAGACCGGAACCAAGGCCAGAACAAAUACGGCCAGAUAUUCGACCAGACCAAAUCCGACCACCUGUCCGACAUGAGCAAAUCCGCCCAGAUAUUCGGCCCGACAAUAGACCUCAACCUAGACCGGAAAUGCGAUCAGAACCCAUGCCCCCUAUGGGACCAGAAAUCUCCCCAGAAAGACCAAUAAUCCAAGAACCUUUUAGGCCCAUGGAAAAUCGGCCUCCAUUCCAGAACUUCCAAAGAUUCCCAUUCAGACCAAACAUGGAAGAGCCGCGUCCAAACUUCGGUCCGAUGAGGCCUAACUUUGAGCCUAGAUUCUUCCAGAGACCUCAAUUCAAUCCGAGACCAUUUGGUCCCCCAGUCAGAGAAGUCGUUCCUAACAGCCAACACAUGCCUCAGAUAACGAUUAGGCAACCACUGCCAGGCUUGCCACUGCCCGCUAACAUACCGAAGCUUGAUGAAUUUGGGCCGAAACCGCCAGGAAGAGAGCCCGAAGUGAGGAUGUUACCAGUUCAACUGCCGCCUACCUUGCCUGGAGCAUUGGCUGGGAAGAAAGUUCUUAUCAACCCGCAUUUUAAAGGAAAUUUUCAACCGCCCGUUGAAGCCACGAUGCGGGCAGGGUUGGCGCUGCCCACGUACAUUCCCACGCGCAUUCAAAAGUCGCCACCCUUGAGCCCUACGCUGGAAAACAAAUUCGGUCCCAUCAAGGAUAUCGACGACGCCGCGGAGCGGUUCAUCGCGGAACAGAGAAACGCGCUGGCGCGGGCCGCCAGUAGGAAGUUCCCAAGGCGAUCUCCUCAAAGAUAUAUAGAGAACACGACAAUAGAGAUCGAGAACGAGCUGGCUCCGGAAGCGACCUCGUGGCGCGGCGACGACGACCUGCUGCGGCGCCAGGAGGAGUUCAUCAACGCCAACCGGCAGGGCCUGCGCCGCCGCAUGCGGUCCCCGACGCCGCCGCGCCGCUCGCCGCCGCCGUCGCCGCCGCGCCACAGCCCCGAGCGCCGCCGCGCCGACCGCGCCGACCGCGCCGACCGCGCCGAGCCGCGCCGCCCGCCUGACGAGGAGAGCGAGUACCGGCGGCGCGUGCGCGAGCAGGAGAGCCUGCGCGAGCGCGUGCUGCGCGCCAAGGAGGUGCGCCGCAGGAAGAACGCCGUGCAGCUGCACAAGCAACUGCAGGACAAAGAGCGCGAACGCAACGAAGCCAAAGAGCCUAAGCCUGACCCGCCGCCAGAAAGUAAACCCGCUCCUUCUCCAGACAAACCUUCAACAACCAGCCCGGAGCUGGAUAAACCUGAUACGACACGGUCUUCUCCGGAAAGGAAGGCAAAACCUGAGGUUGUGAAGAGAGACCGGUCACCAGUGAAGGAGGAAGCGGCAGAAGUCAAUUCUACUUGCGAAAACCUGACACCACCACGCGCGUCGCCCGAGCGCGCUCUGACGCCGCCCUUGCCCGAUAAGAGCAAGGAGAGGCGCUGCAGCGAGGACGAUGAUCUAGCCUUCCUGCUCGGCGACAUCGACGACAUGCUCAGCGACGACGAGGACAGCGGCCGCUUCAAGGAGAAAACUAACAAACCGGAGGUGGCGCCUCCCAAGCCGGCGGUGGACCUGCGCUCCAAGCUGCCACCGCGGCUGCCCCGGCAGAAGAUCGUCUUCGACGAUGAAAAGCCCAAGAAGAGGAGAGAAAAAUCUCCUCCAGCUAAGAAACCGACUGUGACAAGCUCUACCAAAAUCGAUACUGAGACUCCUCAGAAAAAAGUUGUUAAGCCAAAACAAACGACGGAACAGAUUACAAACAAAUCUCGACAGAGAAUAAUAUUUGAAAACAAAGAGCUUGAAAAAGAGAAAGAGGAGGACAAAUCCAAGGCUUUCACGCGCCGCGUCGUCCUACAGCGCAAAGUCACUCAGACUAAAGAGAAAUCCGUGUUCUCGCGCAUCGAGGUAAACGACCCUAGCAAGCCCAACCCGGGCAUCUUCAGCCGCGCCGUGCGCACCGCCAUCGGCACGGACAAGCCGCGCAUCGUCAUCAAGCGCGACGAGCCCGAGAUCGAGUACGAGAGCGGCUCCGACGACGACCGCCUGCUCGACGAGGACAGCGGCCUCGUCGCCAGCGUCACCAACCUCCCGCACGGGAUCACCGACACCAGGUUGAAAACGUUAGCGGGGAGUGACGUGCAGAGCUUAAUUUUGGACAAGGAAGAUCGCAGCGCCAAGAUCACGUUCAAGAGCACCGUGGCGGCCGGCGCCUUCCGCAAGAAGUUCAACAACAAAAUGGUGGCCGCCAGCCGCCUUACCGUCACCUUACUUUAGUCACACUACUUACUUUAUUUCAAUACGUUAUAUGCUUUUUCUUUUUCAUUUAAGUGCAAAGUUUCAUUGUAUAAUGUAAAAUUAUUUUACUCAUUUAUUAAAAACUAUUUAGAGGCAGAUUUAUUUCAAUCAGUUGUACCUCUCUAAAUGUCACCUAGAUGUUUUUGAGAUAGUAUGCCGUAGGUUCUUUUUUUUCUUCAGAUAAUUUUUCAAAUAUACGUAACACUUUUACACUGCAGUGAGAUGUGCUAUAAAAUAAAAUAAAUAUAGUAAAAAACCUUGAAAUAAUGUAUACACCUAGUAAAAUUUUUAUUUUUAAGUAAAUUAUUAUUUACGUCUGCUUUUACUAAACCCAUUGACUGACUUGGAAUCAAAUCUUUGAAAUGUAUGAGUACUGAAAUUAAUUACAUGGUCAUAUUAUAAAAUUGUAUGUCAUUUUUUAUUAGAAAACAACUGUCAUUAUAAUAGAAUGAAUGGUUAAAACAUUGAUAUACGUAUAACACAACGCUCAACAGGCAAAUUUUGUGAAAUUUAGGCCUCACGGCAAUCUAAUUCUAAUAAGCUUCUUUUGGGUUUAGCUUGAUGAAACAUUAUUUACAUUUUGUAUUAGUUCCUUGUUAAUUGUAAUAUUAUCGCAUUUUUUUGUCUUUGUGAAAAUUAUGGCACACAAAACACUAAAUUACUACAAAACUUCAAUAUUUUGCAUUUUAAGUGUGAGAAUAAAACAAAAUACGAAUUAUAGCUUAGGCCUGACCUGAUUAUGAAGUCUUUAGUGAUAGCUUAAUUGUACCUAUCAUGUGACUAUACAAUGUUAAAAACCAUGUGUGUUGUCUAACUCAAAGCAUGAAAAAAAAAUGUAGGUAUAUGUUGCAUAUUUUAUGAAGCCAUCUCCUAUUGUAUUGACAUAUCUUAAUGUAGAUAAAUUACCUCUACUUUAUGAUUGACAUGUGUUUUUAUUAUCCAUAAAUUUUCCUGCCGUCGAUAUUUUUAAACCCAUUAUCUAAUAGUAUGAGGCUUCUAAUAUGAAAAUAGUAUUUCUUUUCUGACAGACUUACCAGACUCAUGUGUCAAUCGCAAAUUAGAUGUAACCAAGGUAUACACAUAUACCAUUAUUUGUACAACAUCGGUACAGUAAGCAAAUAUUUCAGUUUCUUUGUUAAAAAAGUUAUAGGUAUGUAUAGAAUACGAGUUUAUUUUUUCAUAAGAUUGAGCGAAUCUAUGUUAAAUCUGCACCCCAAUAAAGUUAAUUGUAUUCGGUCUCAAAAUUAAUGCUAAAUUUAUAUUAGUUACAGUCUGUUAUUUUCUUAUCAAUAUAUUAAAGGGCAUGGCUAUUUUUAUUUAACAAAUGUUUUGCCUGCUCAGUCCGAAUAUAAAAAUAACAAGUAAAUACAUUUUUUUAGAUGACUAUUACUAAUGCAAAAUUGUCUCUUAGUUUAUAGUUCAUACAAUAAUUUGUUGUAUCUAGUUUUACACAAAUACUAACAAUAAAUGGUUAACAUUUCAUACAAAUAGUGAGUAUUGUGUUUGUAUUUGCAACAUUAAUUGUAUAAUAAUCAUGACACUUGUGAAUAGUUGCUAUGCCUAGUUAUAUAUUUUGCUAUAAAGGGUAGCAACAAUACAAAUUAUAACUUCUAUUUUCGAUACCAUCAUUUCAUCUUAAUGAAAGUUGCAUUUAUACUAAAGUUUACAACGUGUCUCUGUUUCUGGACAAAAUUACUAAAAGUUAGUGAAUGUAGGAAGAACAAUAUUCAUUCUGUAUUUUACAGUAAUUACGUAAUCACUUUAGCACGACUGCUGUGGAUUUUGAAUAAGCUCUCCACUCUUGUUUUCGUUGAAAUGACUACUGCAAUUUGUGUGACUGUGUUAAUACUAUCAUUAAUUUGGUAAAACGUUACAUAGAGUUUUAUUGAUUUCAUUAUUUGUCCAGAGGAUUAUGAUACCUCAUUCAAAAUAUUUAGAAGUAGUAGUUAAAUUAACUAUCAACAAAACGUGCAAUUAGCUAUUUUUUUAUAAUUUGGUAUGCAGGGACUAUUGGACUAUAAUUUAAUGUCACCAUGUUAGAUUUUAAGACAUUUAAUUUUGUUGUAUUAAGCUAUUAAUGCAAGAAUGAAUGCAAGUUUUUAAUGUAAGUUUAACAUAUAUCUUGAUGUGAGAAGACAGACAAAGGACAUGUCAACACAAAGUUAGUGUUGCAUUAGGCCAACAGAUGUAAUACAUAGUUGCUUCCACAUGUAACCGCUGUUCAAUAAACCAUUAUGUUCAA